GCAAACGUGUCACUGGUUCUUCACCCACAAAAUACGUACUUACGGGUACCAUCCCCCUCCUACCUCAACAGAUCAUCAUCUCAACUUCUCUUUCCAAAGCCUAACCAAGCACAGCGACCCCUUAUCUUCUUCUUUUCUCUCAAUAUCGAGGGCAAUGGCUAGACCAAGCCCAGAUGCCAUUGACAAUUUCAUGAGAAUCACCGGCGCGUCCCACCCACAUGCGCUGCGAAAACUAGAGGAAUAUGGAGGCAAUCUUGAUGCUGCUGUGAAUGCACAUUUUAAUGAAGUGGAAAGACAGAUUGCAAAUCCAGCGUCCUCUGUUUCUCCUCAAUCUAAUUAUGCUGACACAAGCAAUCAAAUGCAACCUGGUUCACGUGGGAUUCUGCCGCUACUGUCUGCUGCUAGAAGUUUCAAGCCUUCAUUGCUUCUUGAUCCCAAUUAUAGGAGAAAUCUAUUGAACCAAUUUGGUGCUUCUGUUUUCACUAGUAAUGAACCAUUACAUUCCCGCAGAGGAGAAUUCGACAAUGGCUAUGACCAGCCUUAUCAUUAUGGAGCAAGGCCAACAUUUGGGGAUGAAGAUCGAACUUCAUCAACUCAUGGUCAUCAAUUUCAUGGAAAUGUCUCAAGAGAUCAAGAAGCACAUUUGCAUGGUGAUGAUGUAGAAGAACAAAUGAUUAAAUAUGCUAUUGAGGCUUCAAAGCAGGAGGAUUCCUCAGGUGCUAUGCAAAGUCAGCUUCAUCUGGAAGAUGAUGAACUUGCUCAUGCAAUAUCACUUUCCCUGAAGACAGCAGAACGUGAAAAGGCAAUACGUGCACAAACAGCAGAGAACCAAAAACAAUUGGUAGUUAAUAAUUCAACUGGAAGAGCUGAGAAAACUAAUGAUGGCAGAUCGCAGCCAGGAUGCUCAUCUUUUCAAGGGGGCGCAGAGGAUUUGCAAGAACAGUCAUUGUGGGGUGGCAUUUCUUCGAAGGAGCUUGAUGAAGCAAUGCUUCUUGAGGCAGCAAUGUUUGGUGAAAAUUCUGAAGGUACUUCUUCCCAACACACACCUCAUCCACACGCUGCUGUAGAUAAAAGUAAAGGUCUCCAUCCACCGCAAGUACCGCAUCAACCAUCACAGUCACUUAUGGAUUGGCAGUUAAUUCGAGAACAGCAGGAUAAUGAGUAUCUUGCAUCUCUUUUGGCUGAUAGAGAAAAAGAAACAAGUGCCUUAAAGAAACCUGAGACUUACUUGAAAAAAGGAGAAUCUCAAAAGUCAGUUGAUGGAGAGUUAGAAACUAAGAGAUUGAUAGCCGCAAAAGAAGCUUCACUUCCUCAGGAGCCAGCAGUUGAUGAUACAAAUGCAGUGACUCUUCUUGUUCGUAUGCCAGAUGGCAGCCGCCAUGGUCGUCGGUUUCUCAAGUCAGACAAGCUUCAGUAUCUUUUUGAUUUUAUCGAUGUUGGUGGAACAGUGAAACCUGGAACUUACAGGGUGGUGAGGCCAUACCCCAGACGUACCUUCUGCACUGGUGACAGCUCAUUAAGUUUGAAUGAACUUGGUCUGAACAAUAAACAAGAAGCCUUGUUUCUGGAGUUGAUAUAGCGUUCUCAAACUGUUGAAAAUACAGAACACCUUAGUUUAGAUUUGGCGUGGGUUUAGUUUGUUUGUCGUUUUGGUUGGAGCAAAGGUAAUCUGCUGAGGUUUAAACUAAACUAAUGGCAAUGACUGAACAGGAAACCAAAACUUUAGAUCUGUUUGAAAGAUGUAAUUGUUGUUUGACAAAGAUCCUUUUAUGUGUUGAUCAGGAUCAGGCUAUUUGGAAAUCGGCGAGAUAAUCAAGAUAAUUAAUGAUUUCUACAUGUUCA
Molecule: messenger RNA, 1842 nt
Organism: Manihot esculenta (cassava)
Lineage: Eukaryota; Viridiplantae; Streptophyta; Magnoliopsida; Malpighiales; Euphorbiaceae
Product: plant UBX domain-containing protein 9
Exons: 11
Coding region: 155-1579 (474 amino acids)
Molecular function (GO): ubiquitin binding
Source: RefSeq, a predicted model, not a curated record